AUGUUGGUGGUGGUGUGGAUUAGCCUGGCCGUCUGCUUCCCAGCUUUGGGUUCCUCAGGCCGACCUGUGGCAGUAACAAAGUAUGGCGUACUCCUUGGAAAGCAGACCCGUGUGGAAGGAAAAGCUGUCAACAUUUACUUGGGGGUCCCUUUCGCCAAGCCCCCCGUGGGCAAGCUGAGAUUUGCUCCUCCAGAGCCACCUGAGCCUUGGAAUAACAUAAGAAAUGCAGGCACCUACCCUCCUGCUUGCCUCCAACAGUACUGGGGCCAAAUUGCACACCUGUACUUUACAACCCAAAAAUACCAAACCUGGCUGAGAUUCCAAGAGGAUUGCUUGUAUCUGAACAUAUAUACACCAGCCCAUGCCCAGAGGAAGAUCAAACUACCGGUGAUGGUCUGGUUUCCUGGUGGUGCCUUCGUGAUAGGAGCAGCCUCUACGUAUGAUGGCUCUGUGCUAUCUGCCCAUGAGGAUGUGGUGGUGGUUUCCAUUCAGAAUCGACUUGGUAUCCUGGGCUUCCUCAGCACUGGAGAUGCCCAUGCCCGAGGGAACUGGGCGCUGCUGGACCAGAUAGCAGCUCUGCGUUGGGUGCAAGAGAACAUUGCUGGUUUUGGCGGGGACCCCAGCUCAGUGACCCUAUUUGGCCAGUCCUCAGGAGCCAUAUGUAUUUCAGGGCUGAUUCUGUCUCCCUUAUCUAAGGGCCUCUUCCAUGGGGCCAUCUCUCAGAGUGGAACAGCCCUCCUAAAGCUCUUCAUUUCUUAUGACCCACUGAAGAUUGCCAAGAGAAUUGCUAAAGCGGCCAAAUGUGAAACUAACAGUAGCCAGGUCCUGGUGCAGUGUCUCAGAUCCAAGACUGAGGCAGAGAUUCAAAAGGUGUCUAACAAAAUGGUAGGUGGAACCAGAAAGGAGAGGAAAACAACCGUUCUCAUUAAGCUAGGGCUGAUGCCCCAGCCCUACUCAGGAUCAGUUUGUGCUUCUGGGAGCUGUGCCUUCCUGCAGAACCCCUGGCCUCCUGGAGGUCAGAUCCCCUUGUUGUGGAGAGGAACAGCAUCAUCCCUCUCUCCCAAGGCGUCCCAUGCUGCUUCCAGAGGUUCAUCAGUGCACACGCACACAUUUAGAACACGUGUGCGCAUAUGCGCGGGACGGUCGCGUACAGACGCUGCUUGUGUCUCCGUCCGUAGGGCCGCGCGUACGCGUGGGUGUGCGCACACAUUUCUCCCCAUAUGUAUGCCUUACACGCACGUGUAUGUCACGAGGACAGACCGCCCCCCACGGAGCGCACACUCCCUCCCUCCUCAGCCCAGAGGAGGUGCAGAAGCUGGCUUCCGGGAAGCCUGGGUCUGGCCGCGGGUGGGGGCCCACGGCCGCCGUGUCCGCCCUUUUCCCAAGGCUGACGGCGCUGCCCGGACGCCGCGCCGCGCACCCCUCCCUUCCCCGAGGAGGGGCGGCGAGCGGAGUCUCAGCGUAGGGGCCCCGCGGAGGGCCCUCAACCGCCCUUUCGGGGCCUCGCUCCCGCCGCGCGGGCCCGGACACCCGGGCUUCAGGGAGGGCCGGACCGGGGCUCCCCGCAGCGGGCCUCCCGCGGGAGCCCUCGGCGCCGCCCGGCCCGCUCCCGCCCCGGCCCGGCCCCCGCUCCGGGGCUCACGGCCCCCCCGGGGUCCCCUGGUCGGAGCCGGCGCCGCCCCGCCCCGGGCCCCGCGUACUUUGGGGCUCACGGGCCUCGGGGUCUGGAUCUUUCUCCGGGGCGGGAGGGGCGCCUGGGCUCGCCGCGGCGCUUUGGGCGGAGGGGAGCGGAGAAACUGCAGGAGCGUCUUUCCUGCCAUGCGGAGCACCUCCGGCCGCCAGGGCACUGGCGGGCCCAGACCGCUACUGGCGGUUGAACCGCUGGGGCUGGACCGGGCUCUUUGCCUGCUGACAUCCCGUGUUCUCGGGUCUCUUUCCUCUCCUACAUCCCGUGUUCUAGCUCCUUUGCCUGCUGACAUCCCGUGUUCUCGGGUCUCUUUCCUCUCCUACAUCCCGUGUUCUAGCUCUUUCCCUGCUGACAUCCCGUGUUCUCGGGGUCUCCCAACACCUCCCCAAAAAAGCAGGUUCCCUCCUAAAUCUUUUUAUAUGAUUUUACCCUCUUUUGCAUGCAUAUGUACUUGCACCGUGUCCAUGGUCACCUUAGACAUUUCAUUUCAUCAUCAGAUCAUGCAUAUUCCGAUCCAGCGUCAAAUAAUAACUAAAACCAAAGUCGUUGAACUGCUAUGGAACGCCUCUGCGCUCCUGAACAUCACCAAAGACCAGAUUCCUCUGGUGGUGAAAGAGUACAUAGGAGACUUUAACUUCCAAAGAGGAAAAUUUAAGCAGCUGGUUCAGGUUUGAAACAAUUUCCUGGAGUUGGCUGGGGAUGGAACUUUUUUGGUAGCAUCUAUUCAGACAGCACGUUAUCACAGAGAUGCUGGCCUUCCUGUCUACUUUUAUGAGUUCAACCAUCAUAUAAAAGCUAAGUUCAUUAUCAAAGCCCGAACUGAUGUAGCCGACCAUGGUGAUGAGAUUGGUUUCAUUCUUGGGACUCAACUCCACAACGGGUUUGCUACGGAAGAAGAGAAAAAACUCAGUAGAAACAUGAUGAAAAACUGGGCCAAUUUUGCCCGCACAGGGAACCCCAAUAGCCAUGGCCUGUUGGAAUGGCCACGAUAUGAGAAUGAAGAGAAGUACCUGCUGCUGGAUUUAAAACAGAGUGUGGGAACAAAACUGAAGGAGAAAAAGGUGGCUUUUUGGAGUAGGAUCCAAAACCAUCACCACAAGCAAUCUCAGCAUGGAGGGGAGUUUUGAAUCUGGUGGAGCUGCUGGUGCUGGUUUAAGCUUAAAAUACUGAAGAGACAAAGGAACUCCUUAAAUCCUAAUCCCUAAGGUUGGGGGAUGAGGGUAAUCUGAGCAGACUUUGGGGAACAGAUGAAUUAUCAACAGAAACUUUUGGGGAAAUUGAGGUCCCCCUGAGGUAACUGCACUAAAAACUUGGGGUUCUUAAAGGUCAUUGGUUUCUGUCUUCACUGGACUUCUGAGUUUUUUCCUCCUCAAAAUGCUGGCUGUCAUCACCAUUCCCCCUGGAAGCAGCAGCUCUCCUGCAAUAGACUUAGCUUCCUGCCCCCUUUACUGCAACCUGGGUUCUUAUUCCUGGGAGGCCAACAUCUACCUUAUUCCCUCCUCCACCACUCAAACUAUACCUCCAUCAAUUCUGAAAUGCCCAGGAAACCCUAGACCCAUCUUCUGUGACUGAGAAUGGCACACGCCACCCCCCCGGCAUGAUCCACAGAGAGGGUA
Messenger RNA from Sarcophilus harrisii (Tasmanian devil), 3303 nucleotides. Its product is annotated as carboxylesterase 4A. Gene Ontology annotation, cellular component: synapse; cell surface. Gene Ontology annotation, molecular function: neurexin family protein binding; signaling receptor activity. Lineage: Eukaryota; Metazoa; Chordata; Mammalia; Dasyuromorphia; Dasyuridae. The record is from RefSeq and is a predicted model, not a curated record. Gene Ontology annotation, biological process: postsynaptic membrane assembly; synaptic vesicle endocytosis; chemical synaptic transmission.